Molecule: messenger RNA, 3487 nt
Organism: Condylostylus longicornis
Lineage: Eukaryota; Metazoa; Arthropoda; Insecta; Diptera; Dolichopodidae
Gene: Rnb
Exons: 9
Coding region: 127-3036 (969 amino acids)
Biological process (GO): anatomical structure morphogenesis
Cellular component (GO): cytosol
Molecular function (GO): protein binding
Source: RefSeq, a predicted model, not a curated record
AAUAAUUUUGUGGUCUUAUAUUAGUGGAAAUUUGUUUGGUUUUUAUGAAAACAGAAAUUUUAAAGUAGUUUAAAUUUAUAAAAUAUAGUUCUUAAUCUUUUAAUAUUUGAUAAAAACAUUUAGAAUAUGUCUACCGCUACAGUUUUAAACCUUUUAGAAGUGUUGAAAAAUUCGACGGACAAAAAUAAUUUACUAAAAGCGCUUGUCAAACUGAGAACAGAUAUUGUCAAAGAUCGAGAAGGGAUUAUGCUUUUCAAAAAUUCGCAGGGAAUUCCACCGUUAAUCAAAUUUUUAAAUAGACCUAACGAAAAGAUUUUAGAAAUUGCCUUGAGUAUUUUAGGCAACGCUUGCACUGAUGAAGAAUGCUGUACACAAGCUUUCGAGAACAAAAUUGUUCCAUCAUUAGUUACCAUACUGAAGAGUGUACCUAAUCCAUCUAUUCAAUGUAGAGCAUGUAGAUUAUUAGGGAACCUAGCAAAACAAAAUACAUCUAAGUUUCUUAACUACAAUUCUUCAAUUUCCCAAUCGCUUUGUCUUAUUCUUGAGGAAUCCAUUGAGGAUCAAACUACUAUAAUGGGUGUGAGAGCUGCUAGAUAUUUGUUAAGCAACAAAGAAUUCAUUAAAUCUUUUAUUGGAAAUGGUGGCUUUAAAAUAAUAUUACAAAUUCUUAUAAAAGAAAUGAAAAAAGAUCAUAUUGAGGUGCAGAACACUUUGAAUGACGAUAUAGAUGUAAAAAAACGUGUUGGUCUUAAAGUUCAAGAGCAUAGAGAAAAAUAUUUUCAGGAAGUUGCGAGACAUUUGGAAGGUGUUAGAAAUGAUAUAUUUGAUAAUGAAAUGUUGAAGAGCAAAAAGAAAGUAAUUUUAUUUACUAUGCCUAAAGAAAAAUCUCAUCUCGACAUAGUGCAUGAAAUACUGAAGUGUGUACACUUAAUAUCGGAAAUUCCUUCUCGGGAAUCUGCGGCCGAAUUACAUAGCCCGUUAUUAAGUUUACCAUGCAUUAUAUAUUUUGCGAAUGAAAGCAAUCCGUUCCGGGGUCUUUCUUUAAGAAUAAUAUCAAAUUUUUCUAGAAACCCCUACGCGGUUUCUUCUUUAAGUCAAGCUGAUGCCGCCGAAGCUGCUUGUACUUUAUUAAUGGCAGAACAUUUAAAAAUACCAUUAUCUAAUUCUGAACUCAAAUGUUGCAUUCAUUCACUUAAUGUGUUAGCAGGUGAUGCAUGUAAUCGUGCUAAAAUUAGGCGAAGUGGAGCUUUACAAAAAUUAUUAGAAUUAGCAAAAAAGUCGAAAUCUUAUUCAGAAGUAUCUUUGAUAUUGUUCGUUUUGAUAAACUUUCAGUACGACAACUUAAGUAUAGAUUUUAUGUCGCGUGAAGGCUUAGUUGAUAUGUUGGUUAAAGAAUUGGAGGCUUUCCUGAACUCAGAUGAUGAGGUUCGGAAAAAAAAAGUAGAAGAAAAGCUAGCAAGAGCUCAAGCAAAAAAAAGAAAAUCUCCCGCCGAAGCGAUUCAACCAAAUUCUAAAGCUGCGAAAUGGGAAGAGUUUUAUGAUGAAGAUUCUCCUGUUGGUUCUCCGUUAAAUCUAUCGCCAUUUAGUCCAUGUAGUUCUAGAAGUCUGUCCCCUGUUAGUGCAAAAGUAAUGACAGAAAACGAUUUUGAGUCAGAAACAUAUUCGCCAGUUUGCAGUGAAGAUGAAGCAGAUAGUGAGGAUGAAAGUAAUGCAAUAAAAGAAAAAACGUCUGAUGAAUGUGAUGUUAUGAAAUUGUUAGAUAUUGCUUUUAAGACAGAAACAAAUAUUGAGGAAAAUUUUUCUGAUUUUGAAGAUGAAAAAAAGGAUCCUGUUCAAAUGACAGAAAAAAUAUUUUCUCGAAAUGCUAUAGAUAUUAUCGAUAAUUUAUUGUUUAGAGUUAGUUUGUUGACAACUAACAGAGUAGAGCUUGGAAAACCACAAACUUUAAAUAUUAUUAUACAAGCAAUUAAUGUGUUUGGAAUAAACCAUAGCAGUUUUGGAAGCUGUUUAACGAAUAUCUUGUCAGAUAGCAAGUUCUUUCUUAAAAUUUUAAAACAAAACGUUCCUCAUCAAUUGUAUAAGAUGACUAGAAUUGAAGACUUAAAAUCCGGUGGUGUUAAUUUUAUUGAUACAUUAACUUGUGUAGCAGAAACUGGAUAUGGACGUGGUGAAAUAGCUAAAUUAUUAAAAAAUGAAAUAGAUCAUCAGAAAAGAGGAGCAAUUGCGAUUUCAUUUAUUAUAAAAAGUCCAUCUUUUUUAUAUUCAUUAUUGACUGAAAAUGAUGUUCUAAAUAUAUUAUUAGCUACAAUUUUAAAUAAAAAUGAUGAAUUAAGAGUAGAGGCGGCUGAUGGAAUAACAUCAAUCGCUCAGACAUUGGGAAUUGCUACUCCACGAUGUCAUAAAUUUGUUUUCAACACAAUCAAAGAAUUCGACGAAUUAAUUGAUUUUAUUGAAACUUGCAAUGAAAAUGAAAAUGAGGAUGAUGUAAUGAAAUUUUUAAUACACAGAGGUUGUUCACAAAUUCCAGUAAAGUUUAGUAAAACAAUUUUAUCCCACAACAGUGAAGUAUUUAAUUCAAUGUUAAAUAGCGAUUUUCGAGAAAAUAAAGAAGGAGAAGUACAUUUAAAAGAUUAUACAGUACAUGGAAUAAAAUAUUUUUUAAAUUUGAUUAAUUUAAAAUCGAAAAAGCAACCAUUAAACAUUCCGCCAGUAUAUCAUUUUGAUUCUAUAUUAGAAGCAUAUGAAUUAAGUCGUAUGUAUAUAAUGACAGACUUAGAAAAAUAUCUAUUUGAAAUGUUAGUGCAUCGCUUGGAUUUGAAAAGUUGCCUACGUGUAUUUGAAUGGUCAUUAACUCAUUUUAAUCCGGAAUUAUCAGAAAUUGCAAUAAAUUAUUAUUUGUCAUCGGAAAUCGAUGGAAAAGAUAAAGUAGAUUUGUUUCGAGAUGCUGAUUAUUCAAAAUUUUCAAAAGAAUGGUAUCAAAUGAUUACCGAUGCUAUUUUGGUAAAAUGUCAAAAUAUGUGCGUUGAUUUUUCCUAAAAUGACUUUUGAAAAAUAAAAUAUUGAAGAGAAAGCCACAAAACUUUUCUAUUAUGUAUAUGGAAAUAUAUGUAUGUAUAUAUGUAAACAUAUUAAUUUUGAAAUUUGUAUUACAAUUAAUAUAUUUUAAAGAUAAAUUUUAAAAAUUAAAUAUUAAUUAAACUUAAGAAUUUUCCCAUUAAAUUUACUGCUGCCCCGGUUGCUAUCUAUGUAUUUAUAUAAUAAUGAGUUUAAAAAAAUUCAUUUUAUUAUUUUUUGUUUUGUUCUUAAAGGUUGGAUGGUUCCGAUGAACUUCUAAGAUUUCAUGCUAUUAUUUAAUUUCAAUUGUUUUUCAUACCUAUAGAUUAAAUUUGAUAAUUUUGUACUGAAUAUUUUAAAGACUUAAAUUAUUGUAUACAAAAGUAAUUUAAAUAAUUUUUUAACUUAAUUUAAUUGUAUAUCAUUUUAAAAA